UGCCAGCACAGCGCUGUGAGCGGGGAGGAGCCGUUCAGUGAUUCUGCAGCUGCAGAAUCGCUCGCCCCACGGAGCAGCUCAGCAGGUGCUGCACUCAGAGAGGAGGAAUUUGAAAAGCAUCUCUGGGGACUGCUUUAAGGCUCAUCCCCUUGGCUCUGCCAGUGACAGGAGCUGAGCAAUUAGAGGAGCAGUAUCGACCCAGCCCGAGGAGCGUGUGACGGCCGGCACCGGGCGAUUUAUCCCAGUGCAGCCACGUCCUCCCGUCCUGGGCGUGCCUGCCAUCAAUGGGCAUUUUGGCUGAGGCAAACCAGGCAAACCUUCUUCUGUGGCAGAAGACUCUUCUAGGGCCUGUGACCUUAAUUGAAUCGACUCUCAUGUCCCUGAGACGGUCGCAUCUCUCGCUGCAGCCGUGCUCGGUAAAUCACGUGCCCGGCCCCGCAUGCACCUGCUUCUCUCUCAGUGAGAUUUUGCAGCCUGAGGAUCAUUUCCAGCUGCUUGGGAAGAGCCCUUGGGUCACCAGGUCUGUUCCUCUGCUGCCUGAGGCCUUGCCUGUGUUCUCUUGAAGGUUCAUUGGCAGCUGGAAUUUGCACUUCCAGGCUCGAGGUGUGAGGUGCCACCUCACCUGGCACCUGGCUCUUUGCAUCUGGCCAGAUCCUCCUGAUCUCCAGGGAGAGCUUGUAAAAUCUAGUCAGUGGGUGCACUGAAACCAAAUCCCCACUCUUGGAUAUGGAGUACUGAAUGUGGUAAAGCAGUGGGUUCCUGCUGUGUUUGCCGCAGCUGAAACGUGGCUGAGCUGCUGGAGGUCACCUUUGCAGUCCCCGUGGAGCCGGGUGGCCUUCUCUGGUCAUGGCUCUGCCCUGCACUUUGGGUUCUGAGCUCAUCCUCUAUUUUGCCGCUGGCGGGGGAAAAAAAAAAAAACAACCAACAACUGUCUUCAAAGCCCUUUUCCCUUGGGGAAAAGCCAGCGUGGUCAGAAACGUCCGCGCAGAGAUGUCAUCUGAUCCCGCAGCUGGCUCAGCCUCCCGGGGGUCCUGCCGCGUCCAUCCCCGUGUCCCGGCGCUGCUGCAGGAAGCGAGCCCGGCCUCUCCCUUCCCCCAGCCCUCACCGCCCCGGUGCCCCCGCAUCUGCCCCUGCCCUUCACCGAGCGCCGGGCUGGGCUCGGCCGGCGGGCCCGGGAUGGGGCUCCGGCCGCCGGCGCAGCCCGCGCAAGGACGCAGCCGCCCUGUCUCCUGUUUCUGAGCAGCUGCUGCCAUCUCACCCCGCUGGAUCUGCACACGGCAGUACCAUGAACUGAGCACAGCCACACAACACUCGGCUUUUUUUUUUUUUUUUGUUUUGCCUUUUUUUUGGGGUUUGUUUUCCACCUGAGAACAAAGCCCUCCACGCUCUUUAAUGAAAGCUUUCUAAAGUGGGGCUGUUCUCCCCUCCCCUGAGCCGAAGUGGUCCCGGGUGCAGCGAGGAUUUCCCGACAAGAUGGGGAGGAAAAAGAUCCAGAUCCAGCGGAUCACGGACGAGCGCAACCGGCAGGUGACCUUCACCAAGCGCAAGUUCGGCCUGAUGAAGAAAGCCUACGAGCUGAGCGUGCUGUGUGACUGUGAGAUCGCCCUCAUCAUCUUCAACCACUCCAACAAGCUGUUCCAGUACGCCAGCACCGACAUGGACAAGGUGCUGCUCAAGUACACCGAGUACAACGAGCCGCACGAGAGCCGCACCAACGCGGACAUCAUCGAGACGUUAAGAAAGAAAGGUUUUAACGGCUGUGACAGCCCAGAGCCCGACGGCGACGACUCCAUAGACCAGAGCCCCUUGAUGGAGGAUAAAUACCGCAAAGGCAGCGAGGAUCUGGAUAUCCUGUUCAAGAGAUACGGUUCCACAGUGCCAGCUCCCAACUUCGCCAUGCCCGUGACGGUGCCGGUGACCAACCAGAGCUCGCUGCAGUUCAGCAACCCCGGCAGCUCGCUGGUGACACAGUCCCUGGUCACCUCCUCCCUGUCUGACCCCCGGCUCCUGUCGCCCCAGCAGCCAGCCUUGCAGAGGAACACCGUGUCCCCAGGGCUGCCCCAGCGGCCAGCCAGCGCAGGGGCCAUGCUUGGGGGAGACCUGAACAGCACCAACGGAGCCUGCCCGAGCCCUGUGGGGAAUGGCUAUGUGAGUGCCAGAGCCUCUCCAGGGCUCCUUCCCGUGUCCAACGGCAGCAGCCUGGGCAAGAUCAUCCCGGCCAAGUCCCCGCCGCCCGCGCACGGCGCGCAGCUGCCGGCCAGCAGCCGCAAGCCAGACCUGCGGGUGAUCACGUCCCAGGGCAGCAAGGGGCUGCUGCACCACCUGACUGAGGACCACCUGGCUCUGCAGAACACCCAGCGCUUGGGGGUCUCUCAAGCAACUCACUCUCUGACCACACCAGUUGUCUCUGUGGCCACUCCAAGCUUGCUGACACAGGGGCUGCCCUUCUCAGCCAUGCCCACAGCAUACAACACAGAUUAUCAGCUGACCAGUGCUGAGCUGUCCUCACUGCCAGCCUUCAGCUCACCUGGAGGGCUGUCCCUUGGCAACAUCUCUGCCUGGCAGCAGCAGCAGCAACAGCAGCAACAGCAGCAGCAGCAGCAGCAACAACAGCAGCAGCAGCAACAACAGCAACAGCCACAGCCACAGCAGCAGCAACAGCCACAGCCACAGCAGCAGCCACAGCAGCAGCACCUGGUCCCAGUGUCACUAGGAAACUUAAUACAAGGGAGCCACUUGUCCCACACCACCACUUUGACUGUCAACACCAACCCCAACAUCAGCAUCAAGUCGGAGCCCGUGUCUCCCAGCCGGGAGAGGAGCACGGGCACCCCGCUCAGCUCCUUCCCGCACCCGGCGCGCCACGAGCCCACCGGCCGCUCGCCCGUCGACAGCCUGAGCAGCAACACCAGCUCCUACGAGGGCAGCAGCGAGCGCGACGACCCGGCCCGCCCCGACUUCGGCUCCUCGCUGGGUCUGCUGCGAGCCAGCGGCGAGCCCGAGGGCGAGAGCCCCGCGGUGAAGCGCAUGCGGCUGGAUACCUGGGUCACAUAAUCCCCGCCGGGCUCCGGCAGCGGGGCGGGGGC
Oenanthe melanoleuca is the source of this 3086-nucleotide messenger RNA. RefSeq names its product myocyte enhancer factor 2D (gene MEF2D). Gene Ontology annotation, biological process: positive regulation of transcription by RNA polymerase II; cell differentiation. Bases 1474 to 3054 code for a protein of 526 amino acids. Gene Ontology annotation, molecular function: DNA-binding transcription factor activity, RNA polymerase II-specific; RNA polymerase II cis-regulatory region sequence-specific DNA binding; histone deacetylase binding. The transcript is spliced from 11 exons. The record is from RefSeq and is a predicted model, not a curated record. NCBI's taxonomy places the organism in Eukaryota, Metazoa, Chordata, Aves, Passeriformes, Muscicapidae.